This is a messenger RNA of Prunus armeniaca (apricot), 504 nucleotides long. NCBI's taxonomy places the organism in Eukaryota, Viridiplantae, Streptophyta, Magnoliopsida, Rosales, Rosaceae. The record is from the annotation of a GenBank genome assembly.
AUGGAGAGAAUUGACUUAGACUUCCUUAACCACAUUUCAUAUUUGCCUCAUUUACCCUUGGUGGCUUUGGUUGGGAGUGUACUCUUAGGAUGCAGGGCUCUCAUGGCACCGGCCAGAUCCUCCAGCUCCACUGCUGGAGCUGCUGUUUCUGCCUCAAAGGCCGCCACUGCUGCCGAACCAAAGCCAAAGGCCAAGACCAAGGCCAAGGCCAAGGCAGCAGCUGACUCGACCAAACCCAAAAUCACUAACAGGAGCCUCGGGAUUAUGAAGCCAAUGCCGAUCUCACCAGCUCUUGGUAGAUUCCUUGGCGCCUCUGAGUCCUCUCGCGCUGAGGCCGUCAAGCAGAUCUGGGCCCACAUCAAGCUCCACAACCUGCAGAAUCCUGCUAAUAAGAAGGAGAUCCACUGUGAUGACAAGCUCAAGGCAAUUUUUGAAGGGAAGGAAAAAGUCGGCUUUUUGGAAAUUGGGAAGCUUCUUUCGCGCCACUUUGUGAAGACUGAAUGA